Messenger RNA from Emiliania huxleyi CCMP1516, 564 nucleotides. RefSeq lists its product as hypothetical. Lineage: Eukaryota; Haptophyta; Isochrysidales; Noelaerhabdaceae. The record is from RefSeq and is a predicted model, not a curated record. Bases 1 to 564 code for a protein of 187 amino acids. The transcript has 2 exons.
AUGCUCGCGGGCGGCGCUUCGACGAGGCCAGCGCUCGUCACAUUCGACUGCACCGGAACGCUCUUCGAGCCGGUCGCUCGCAUCGGCGUCCUCUACAAGCGCGCCGCCGUUGCCGAGGCGUGGAAGGCGUCCCUCGCACGCGCUGUAGCCGCCGAGGCGCUGGACGAGGACGCGCUCUCCGCCGCCUUUCGCAGCGCGUUCGCUGAGGCUGACCGCGAGCGGCCCUGCUUCGGCGCUGGCGCCUGCUCCUCUGAGGACUGGUGGCACCCAGUGGUUGAGCGGACCUUUGCGGCGGCGGCUGCAGAGAGCGCCGGCUGCUCGGAAGACGCGCUGCGUCCGCUCCUGCCGGGCGCCUUCCGGACGCUCUACCACGAGACGUUUGUCUCGCGCGCCGGGAGCCGAUGGACAUAUUGGAGCCGCAUGCAGUGGUCGGAGUCGACAGUGGCGGUGGCGACAGCAGCGAGGUUUCAAUCGGAUGUGAGUUCAUGUGAGGCUGAAAAGCGGGUGCGGCAGGGAGCAUGCGGCAGCCAGGGCGCAAGCUUCGGAGGCAAUGACGAAGGCUGA